AGGCAACGAUGCAUAUUCAAAUCUUAGGACUGUUUACCUUAAAGGACUUGAAACCAACCGAAAAUCAAGCCUGGUCACCUGAACAGCACGCUAUACAGCAAAAUACAUGUUAAAUGUGUUUGAUUGUAAAACCUAUUUGUUUACGGGAAAAUAUUCAAAUCUACUACGAAUUCCAGCGAGUUAAACAGCGCAGGGCGAACACAAACUUUAUCCGACUUCGGAAAACAUUGUUCGGUUGUUGGAAGAGCGGUCUCCGAGGCUCCCUUAAAAAUGCAAGCCGUAAAAAGACAUCAUCAUAAACACAAUCUUAAGCAUAGGUAUGCGUUUCUUGAAACUCUUGGAAAGGGGACAUAUGGAAAAGUGAAGAAAGCAAUCGAGAGAUCCGAUAGGAUGGUUGCUAUUAAGUCCAUCAGAAAAGAGAAGAUAAAAGAUGAUCAGGACCUGGUGCAUAUUCGCAGAGAGAUUGAGAUCAUGUCCUCACUCAAUCAUCCAUACAUCAUCACCAUAUAUGAAGUGUUCGAGAACAAGGAAAAGAUUGUGAUCGUUAUGGAGUAUGCUAGCCGAGGUGACCUUUACGACUACCUCUGUGAAAAGCAGAGGAUUUCGGAACGCGAGGCGAGACACUUCUUCAGACAAAUUGUGUCCGCUGUACAUUACUGCCACGCGAAUGGGAUAGUGCAUCGGGACCUAAAGCUGGAGAACAUUCUACUAGAUGAAAACUGCAACAUUAAGAUUGCUGACUUUGGGCUGUCCAAUCUGUACCGUGGUGAUGAGUAUCUGCAGACGUUUUGUGGCAGCCCUCUGUAUGCUUCUCCAGAGAUUGUUAAUGGGCGGCCAUACAAAGGACCCGAGGUGGACACCUGGUCUCUGGGCGUUUUGCUCUACACCCUGGUCCAUGGUGCCAUGCCCUUCGAUGGGCACAACCACAAGAAUCUGAUCCAGCAAAUUAGUACCGGAAACUACAGGAAACCACCUAAACCUUCAGAUGCCUGUGGGCUGAUUCGCUGGAUGCUAAUGGUUAAUCCUGAGCGUAGAGCUACCAUAGAGGAGAUAGCUGGACACUGGUGGCUUAACUGGGGUUAUCAAAAAACCCUACUGACUGAAAGUGAGAAUGCAGCAUUGGUACAGCCGAAUGAGAAAAGCCAGUCCGCACAGCAGUCUGGUGGCCUAGCCAGCAUUGCCAGCUGGCUGCGCAGAAACUCGCGGCCCUUACUGGAGAACAACUCUAAAGUGCGCUGCCUCCUACGGUCCCACGGGGCUGGUGUAGGGGACGUGGUGCGUCAGAGGUCCCUGCGGAGGUCACGCAAGGAGAACAACAUCACCCAGACCAUGCAAGAUGGGACCACCGCUCGGCCCUCUAAGGGGAUUCUGAAAAGACGAGGAAAAGAGGAACCAACACGAGACUCUGACAUGUGCACCCUGGCCCAGCCUCCCCCUGUUGCAUUGCUGCCCCGCAAGGGGAUCCUGAAGAAACCAGCAGCGCGAGAGUCGGGCUAUUACUCCUCCUCUCCAGACAGCAGUGACUCCGCCCAGACGCCACAGGCCUUGCACUGUCCAUUAGCCCCGCCCCGCCGGAAGGGCAUCCUGAAGCGUCACGGCAAGUUCUCCACAGGUGGCCUGCAGGAAUUUGGGUCCCUGGACCAGUUGGCUGCCCCAUUGCCGGGAGGGGGACUCAGAGCACAGCCCAACGGCGCAAUCAGCGAGGACAGCAUCCUCUCUUCAGAGUCAUUCGACCAGUUGGAUCUGCCUGACCGCGCUCGGCCAGCAGCGCCCAGCGAGCAGCCAGCCCAGCGCACCAUGAGGGGCUGCGUGUCUGCUGACAACCUCCUGGACAUUCAAGAAGAGGGGCUUGGGCAGGGCCUGUUGAGGCACAAAGGACCCUGGGACUUGGCAUUUUACCAGUCUGAGGUGACUGACAGCACUUUCUCCAUUACAGAUUUUGAUAAUGUGACAGAAACCUACAAGGAUGCCAUAGUGAUUGGAGGAGCUGCAACCAGCUGAGGACUAGAAUUUACUCAAGGACCAUGUAAUAAAUCAUGUACUCUUAAAGGACAGAGAGAGAGAGAGAGAGACUGUGGCAGUUGUUGAACUUGGCUGACAGUCACUGUAUAACCAAAAUGGUAGCACUCAUGACAUGACACCGUUUUGUUCCAGUACUUCUAGGAGUUUGACCAAAACACCAGUCAAGCAAAAGGACAAGUUUCCUUGGCUGAAAUGUCAAAAUAAUACUUUUCAAUUUGUGAUCUUUAAAUAUGAGAUAUUUAAAGGCUUUAGUUUAUUUACCAUGGAUUGCUUGGCUGUUCCAAGAAAAUAUUUUUGACCACUAAAUGAUUGGUCAGUAAAACACUAGCUGGUACAUGGUGUUUUUCAAAAAUGUUGAAAUGUGUAUUUCAAACACUCAGGAGGUUGCUGAUAAUUGUGACACUGGACCCAUUUGGCUUUGGGAGGGUCAUACUUGUUCCGGGCUUAAGGGAAUUGAAACCUCAAUACCAAAGUGAAAAUGUAAACAUGUUGAGCACCUUUUUUUCUGUUCAGUCAUCAUGUUAAUGAAAUAUAUUAAUCUGAGCCUGCAAGAUUUACUACUGACUUAAAUUUCGACUUUUAUAACUGGAAUAUUUUUACAACUGGAGAAACUGGAGAGAUGACUCACAAUAACAAACAAUGAUAAUAAGGACUUGAAUUACAUCUAUUACGCACUGAGGCACAAUACCAAGAACUUGUACAACCUGCUUUCUAUUCAGCCUACAUACUGCAUUUCAAAUAAGAAAGGGAGUUUACUGUAAAUGCUAUAGAAGUGUGUCAGUCUUUUGGCCAGUGAUGUGCUGUAAUACAGCAGUAUUUCAGUAGACCUUGUCCAUGUGUGGUAACUAGUUCAUGAGUAACUUCCCCUAUGAUCUGAAGAACUAGCCCAGACUAACACAGUACUUGGGAAAUAUUUUCUUAGCAGAUUAAUUUAUGACUGGGUGUAAAGGUGUUUUGGUUUCCCAGUAAGAGCAGGAUAACAUCAGAUGGCCUAAGACUGGGAUUUGUGAAUUUAUGUGCUGCUUAAGGAAUUUCAUUAUAACAAUCAGGACUGAUGUAAUUUAUUAAAUAUCCUAAAACUGUGCCAUUAAAAUAUGGGAGCUGCUCAGACUUGAAAUUGGAUAGUAAUAUGAAAUGUUAUUUGAAAUUCUAAUAAUUCAGCAUGAACCAAUUGCACACAGUGAUUGGCACAAGGGGCUCCAACAUAAAGUUUAUAUUGUAUUAUUUGAAUUUGGUUAUUACUUUUUUAGUAGGUUGGUUUGAGAUCAUAGGAAUAAAGGGAAAUAUUAUUAUGUUAUUUUUAGGUAUGCAUAGUUCUAAGAGCAAUGAGGAGGUUAAAAUGCAAGAUAUUCAAACUUAGUUGCCAAGAUUUGCAUUUAUUAUUAUUAUAAAGGAACCAACUUUCAUACAGGUUUUUUUAAAGCUAGAACCCUUAGUUGCUAUCACAAUUCUUGGACUUCUAAAUUAUAUAUAUUUGAGUUUAAAGCCUUAUAAGCAUUGUUCAAAUGUCCCCCUUAAGAAUAUAUGCAUGUUUUGCUCCAAUAUUGCUUUGAAUUAUCUAUGAAAAUUUAAACCAACAUUUUAGUGCCUCAAAACUUGGUUUAAACUAUACUUUUGAUGUCAUGGAUGUUCUGUUCUUGCACCAAAAGUAUGUGCCUCUGGUAUUUUCAGUUAUAAAGUCUUCAACCAAAACCUAAUGUCAUAUCAAAGGAAUCUAUGGGAACAAAUGUUAUAUAUUUAAUUAUCAAAGUAAAAAAAAAAAAGGUUUUCAAAAACCCAGUUUGACUCUGUGAAGUCUGCUUGGGGAAGCAAAGCAUCCUCAAAGUUGCACGACCAUCAUGCUUGAUUGUUGAUAUCAAAGGAAGAAAUGUGAAAUGAAGUGUUUGGUUUUCACCAGACAUAAAAGGACCCAUGUCAAUCACAAAGUUCCCAUUUUAAACCAUCUGCCAUCGAACAUACUUCCAAGUGUGUUUUAGCUAACUUUUGUGACUUUAUAUAAUAUGGGUUGUAUUAUGUAAGACAAUUUACUUAAUUGAGAUGGAUGGGGCAAUUUUUUUUUUUAACACAAGGAAAUUGUUGCAUAACUUUGUUCAUUAAAUAAAUUACAUUUGUAUCAAAA
This is a messenger RNA of Esox lucius (northern pike), 4141 nucleotides long. It is a transcript of the gene nuak2, whose product is annotated as NUAK family, SNF1-like kinase, 2. The transcript is spliced from 6 exons. The record is from RefSeq and is a predicted model, not a curated record. Gene Ontology annotation, cellular component: cytoplasm. Gene Ontology annotation, molecular function: ATP binding; protein serine/threonine kinase activity; tau-protein kinase activity. Lineage: Eukaryota; Metazoa; Chordata; Actinopteri; Esociformes; Esocidae. The coding region runs from base 271 to 2001 and encodes 576 amino acids. Gene Ontology annotation, biological process: microtubule cytoskeleton organization; intracellular signal transduction; protein phosphorylation.